AUGCCCUUCCUUCCAAGCCCUGUUUGCCUUCGCUUUCUUUGUGAUCAUGGUACUGAAAAUAGGGAAGAUCAGAGGCAAAACCAAUUAGUCUGCUUCAAAUCUGCCCCCAGGGCCAUGGAAGCUACCCUUUAUCGGAAACCUACACCAGCUCAUCGGCUCUCUACACAUCAUGGACUAAGAGACUUGGCCAAGAAUUAUGGACCCCUUAUGCACCUCAAGCUUGGAGAAGUUUCCACUGUAGUAGUUUCAACCGCAGAGUUUGCCGAAGAGGUGAUGAAAACCCAUGAUCUUAUCUUUGCAUCAAGGCCCCCUAUUCUUGCUGCAAAGAUCUUGUCUUACGGCUCUACAAACAUUGGCUUUCCACCAUAUGAAGAAGAGGUAGUGAAUCUCAUUCAAUGGAUUGCCUCAAGAGCAGGAUCACCUAUCAAUCUUACUCAGGAAAUUUACUCAUCGACACAUAGCAUCACUUCGCGAGUAGCCUUUGAUGUUUUUCCUUCUGUCAGUUUGCUUCAGCUCUUAAGUGGAAUGAGGCCUAAUCUUGAAAGGCUGCAUAAAGAAGCUGACAGGAUAAUGGAAAACAUCAUCAAAGAACAUCAAAGUUCAAAGGGAUAUGAUAACUACAAAAAGUGUCGCCCCAGACUAUGGAAAUACAUAAACCUCACCAUGACACCAUAUCUUCGAAUCACCUCGACCACCUCAAGUAAUUUUGGCUACCAAGGUGAAUGGAUCUUGGGUCUCAGCAUAUUGGAUAUGUUUUCUGCUGGGAGUGAGACAUCAGCUACAGCUGUAGACUGGGCAAUAACAGAAAUGAUAAAAACUCCAAGAGUAAUGAAAACGGCACAGAAUGAAGUGAGGGAAGUGUUUAAUAGAAAAGGACAGAUAGAUGAAACAUGCAUUGGAGAGAUGAAAUAUUUGAACAUGGUUAUCAAGGAGACACUCAGGUUACACCCCCCGGCUCCCCUGUUACUUCCACGAGAAUGUGGAGAGAAAUGCGAGAUUGAUGGAUACGAAAUACCUGUGAAAUCCAAGGUAAUUGUGAAUGCAUGGGCAAUUGAUAGAGAUCCCAAUUACUGGAAUGAGCCUGAGCGCUUUAAUCCCAAUAGGUUCCUCGAUAGCUCGAUUGACUACAAGGGAACAAACUUUGAAUAUAUCCCAUUUGGUGCUGGAAGGAGAAUAUGCCCUGGCAUAUCAUAUGGUCUUGCCAACAUUGAACUUCCACUUGCAUUCUUGUUAUACCAUUUUGAUUGGAAACUCCCCAACGGGAUGAAGCAUGAAGACCUGGACAUGACUGAGGACUUCGGCAUUGCAGUCCAAAGAAAACAAGAUCUGCACUUGAUUCCCAUUUCGUAUCAUCCUCCGCCUACUGAAAAAUCCUAA
Messenger RNA from Prunus armeniaca (apricot), 1377 nucleotides. The record is from the annotation of a GenBank genome assembly. NCBI's taxonomy places the organism in Eukaryota, Viridiplantae, Streptophyta, Magnoliopsida, Rosales, Rosaceae.